CAGAGCAAGUAUUAUCUAUUAAUCUAUUGAUUAAUUAGUUAAUUAGUGAUUAAAGGACGAGAACCGGAAUUUCCCCGUGUAAGUUACUACACACCCGUUACUGAUAAAAGCGGAAAUUCCGCGAUUCUGUUACACUCACAGAACCGUCACACUAUUUAUUCAUUCAUUCACUCGUUAACGUAGAGAAACCAACAAAAUCUAAACCCAAACCCUUUCUCUUUCGUAACGAUGACAGUAUUGUCGCCGGCGACCGCCGCCGAAUCCGGCCAAGACGCUGUGCGGGUCGCGGUCGCCAACCGACGCUGCAUGUUCCUCUGCCUGCCGUGCUUCCCCUCCGAUACGUCGUCGUCGACGUGGUGGCAGGAUCUGCUGUCUCCGGAGGAUAAGGAGCGGUGGUGGUACCGGCGAUGGAAGACUGUGAAGGACUGGAAAACCUUCGUUCGCCGCUUCAAAAACUCCAGCAGGAACCACUCCAAGCGGCACAGCUCCUUCCGCUACGAUCCGCUCAGCUACGCACUAAACUUCGACGACGGAACCGCUGCCGAAGACGACGUUCACUGCUACAAAGGCUUCUCCGAGCGCUUCGCCUCCGUUCCACAGCCGGAGAAACCUUCCGCGUACUCGAGCGAGGAGCACGCGCCACCGGUUUCGAAGCUCGAGAAAUGAGGCAGCGCAGACGUGCGCUGAGACCGGAACGCGCCGCGUUGUUAAUAGCUAGGUUUUUCCUCCUUUCACUUUUUGUUUUAUUUUGUUGUAUAUUAAGAAAAUUAGGAAAAAAACAAAACGAGCAUAAUAAUAAUAAUUUUAAUUUUAA
This is a messenger RNA of Vigna radiata var. radiata (mung bean), 814 nucleotides long. RefSeq lists its product as uncharacterized. The transcript has a single exon. NCBI's taxonomy places the organism in Eukaryota, Viridiplantae, Streptophyta, Magnoliopsida, Fabales, Fabaceae. The record is from RefSeq and is a predicted model, not a curated record. The coding region runs from base 229 to 666 and encodes 145 amino acids.